Messenger RNA from Alnus glutinosa, 1914 nucleotides. Its product is annotated as two-component response regulator ARR17-like. NCBI's taxonomy places the organism in Eukaryota, Viridiplantae, Streptophyta, Magnoliopsida, Fagales, Betulaceae. Gene Ontology annotation, biological process: phosphorelay signal transduction system; cytokinin-activated signaling pathway. The coding region runs from base 478 to 960 and encodes 160 amino acids. The transcript is spliced from 5 exons. The record is from RefSeq and is a predicted model, not a curated record.
AAUAAAAAAAAAAGAGGAUCCUGGCCUUUAAAAGGAAGCAUAUAUAGAAGAAAAACAGUAAAAUGAAUAGCAGUGGUGAGCUGGAUGGGGUUCUGAUUUCUGGAAGGAUUAGGAAGACGAUGGGGUUCCUGUUUUGUUUAUACGUCUGCAAAGAUCGACUGCAAUCGAUAUUCCAAAUACCCAAAAGGAUCACGAAAUAUCUGUGACAGCUUUAUUUUCUCACUGAUUUUCUUUUAUUUUUUUGCUCAUUUUCUCAUCUUUAACAAGUCUAUAUAUUUUUUAGCCCCCGGCCGACAGCAUUGCUUUCACAUAGCUCUGUUCCUCCGUAGAGUUUUGUCAGAGAAGCGCGUUUUUCUCUCCAUCGUUUUUGCUGUCCUUUCUUGGUUAAUUCUCGAAAGCAGUCAUUUUUGUUGCUUUUCUUCUUCAAAGGUUUUGUGGGAAUUGGGAUAGUUUUGUUUUAGGGUUAGAGCUUUGAGAAUGGCCUCUUCUUCUUCUUCUUCUUCAGCAUCAGCGGGGGAUGAAAAACCGCAUGUUCUAGCGGUUGAUGAUAGUCUUUUGGACCGCAAACUCAUUGAAAGGCUACUCACCAACUCUUCAUGUAAAGUGACUACCGCAGAGAACGGGCAAAGGGCACUGGAGUUGUUGGGCCUAGGUGAUGAUCGGCAACACGCAUUCAAUGGUGAUGCUUCCAAGGUAAACUUGAUAAUCACUGAUUAUUGUAUGCCAGGAAUGACGGGGUAUGAUCUACUCAAAAAAAUUAAGGAAUCACCUACCAUGAAGGACAUACCAGUAGUGGUUGUGUCAUCUGAGAAUGUCCCUACUCGAAUUAAGAAGUGCCUGGAUGAAGGAGCUCAAGAAUUCAUCAUGAAGCCUCUCCAGCUAUCGGAUGUUAAGAAGUUGAGAUGUCAGCUAACGAAGUUCGGCAAUCCUCACAAAGGGAUGCUUUGCAUGGGAAGAUGAGCGCCUCCCUCAGAAGAGAGGAAUUGCAGGAACCAAAAAAAAAAAGCCAUAGGAAAACGAAAAUGAAGACCGACUUACAUGAAUACAUCAAGCCCUCCAGAAAUGCUAGUAUUAGUUUAGUUUAUCUUUCUAUCGCUAAUCUGAUAUCCUCUGAAACUCCUUUGCUAUAUAUAUAUAGAAUUAAGCACAUGCCUGUGGCUUUCGCUCUCUGGAUUGCUCAAAAGGCUAUUGUUUUUUUAUCAGAUAGGAAGUUCGGAACAACCAAAAGAAAAACUUAAAUUGUGUCACUAGACUGCUAAGUUACAAGUAACCUUCUUGACCAUUUGUGGAACUGUAGGGUAUGGAAACAAAGCAGGAAAAAUCGUUUUCUGAUUGUUCAUCCAUGAGUUUGAAAAGAAUCCCCAAUUCUAUCCGAUGUGAAGGUGUCAUACCUUCUUUGUGGUGUCCUGUGCAGAUGCAUCCUUCAGUAUCUUCUGCGCGCAAAGAAGCUGAAGGACAUAGCUUUGAAGCAUCAUCACCUGACAAGAUGAGUUGUCACAGUUACUCUCUGUCUUUGUUAUUAUCCUUCUUUCCUGAGGCCCAAAAAUGUAUUGUAUUUCUGCAGGCACAUGAGUAUAAUAGGUUACUCCGCCAGAAAUAAAACAUCGAACAAAUUUUGAAAGUUCAAAGGGCAGCUCAUGAGAAAAAGGCCAACAAAUAUGCACCUUUAUUCCCAUUCUGAUAUGGAAGGGUCGCUUCAUCGUCAUUAUGAUGUCUGCCAACAUAACCAUUUUAGCCUAAUAUAGGUUUAAAUAUAGGAACGUUCUUGAGAAAGGAACGAAAAACAAUAAUAAGAAGAGAAUUAUUAAGUCUUUUUGACGUACUCUUGUUCUUCUAUGAUGCUUUUAACUUUGUCAGAGAUCAAUAGAGAUGUUGAUGCCUGCUCUGCAUGGUCAGGAGAACGUGUAGUUUUUA